This is a messenger RNA of Solanum lycopersicum (tomato), 699 nucleotides long. NCBI's taxonomy places the organism in Eukaryota, Viridiplantae, Streptophyta, Magnoliopsida, Solanales, Solanaceae. The record is from RefSeq and is a predicted model, not a curated record.
AUGACCUCUAGAAUUAGAGACUUUGUGAGGAUGAAUCAUCCUAUAUUUAUUGGCUCUAAAGUGGGAGAGGAACCCCAAGAGUUUAUAGAUUCGGUGUACAAGAUAGUGCAUGCUAUGGGAGUGACAUCUAGGGAGAAAGUGGAGUUGGCUUCGUAUCUAAUGAAAGAUCUGGCUCAAGUGUGGUACACACAAUGGAAAGGCAAUAGGCCGGAGAAGUUUGUUCCUAAUGAGUGGGAAGAAUUUAAGGAACAUUUUCUUGGUAAGUACUUUCCCAGUGAUAUAAGGGAAUUUAAAGUAGAGGAUUUUAUAAAUCUCAAGCAAGGCAAUAUGAGUCUUGAGGAGUACUCUUUGAAGUUUUCUAAGCUGUCAAAAUAUGCCCUCUCUCUUGUAUCAAAUCAAAGAGAUGAAAUGAGUCAUUUUGUGACGGGUGUGGCUGAUUUAGAUGAUCAUAAGGUAAGAAAUAGUCCUAUCAUUGCGGAUAGAAGAAGAGAGAGUAAGCAAGUUCCUCCUAAUGUUUCAAAGGAGGAUGUUCUAAAGGAAAAGGCUCGUUUCUAUGCACACCGGGCAAGACGAUCAAAGCCGGAUGAGAAUGAUGAUGAUUAUGAAGGUUAUAAAAUGUCAUACGGUCAUGUUUGUGUUGAAAAAGAGUGGGCGAAUAGCCCCAUGCACCAUCCAACAGUCAUUGUGAAAGGACCAUAA